AUGCCCGGAAACACGAAUCAAAGCCAUGUUAUCACAAUAGAUCAAGAAGUCGAAAACAUGAAGAAGCAAAUGAAAGAACCACCAAAACUACUUCACAAAUCAGCUGGCAAGAAUUCUUGUUGCAUAUUUAGAGUCCCCCCAAGUCUACUUGAAAUCAACAAAGAAGCGUAUCAACCUCGAAUUGUCUCAAUCGGCCCAUACCACUAUGGAAACAAGCAUCUUGAGAUGAUUCAAGAACAUAAGUGGAGGUUCCUCAAUGAUAUGAUCACAAGAAACACUAGUAAGUCACUUAGUUUUUACAUGGAUAUUAUAGUGAAUAUGGAUGAUAAAAUUAGAGAAUGCUACUCGGAGUCUAUUGAUCAUUUAGCUAAAAAUGAUCUUGCCAAAAUGAUGGUGCUUGAUGGGUUUUUCUUGAUUGAAUUGUUUAGAAAAGUUGGGAAGUUGGUUACCACUAAUCAAGAUGAUCCCAUUUUUAAAAUGGGUUGGAUUUCUCCAUUUUUGAUGAGAGAUCUUUUGAGAAUAGAGAAUCAAAUCCCAUUUUUUGUUCUACAAGAGUUGUUUAAAGAGUCCGAACCUAGUACCCGUACACUUCAAUCUUUAAUCCUUGAGUUUUUCAACUACAUGGUUGAUAGGAAACCAGAAGUUUUGGAGAAGUGUGAGAAUCUUGAGGGAAAACAUUUACUUGAUUUUUAUAGAAAGAGUUUCAUAGAAACUAGGAAUAGAAAAUCGAAUGCGCCUAAAAAUAAUGAUAAAUCCAACCACCCUUCCCUUAAACUCAUCCGACCCGCCACCAAGCUUGUUAAUGUUGGGGUUAAGUUCAAGGUGAAUUAUCAAGCCGAUAGCUUCUUGGAUAUUGAAUUCCAAAACGGGUUGCUUUUAAUUCCCCAAAUCAACAUGGAUGAUUUUCACAGUGCUUUUUUCAUGAACUGUAUGGCUUUCGAGCAAUGUUAUUCUACUUGCUCAAAAGACAUUACAACAUAUGUUGUAUUCAUGGGAUGUCUAAUGAGCACCUCAACCGACGUGGGUUUGCUUUCACAAAAUAAGAUUAUUGAGAAUUAUUUUGGUACGGAUAAAGAGAUUGCAAAGUUCUUCAAAAAUGUUGGGAAAGAUGUGGCCUUUGAUGUCAAGACUCAUUACUUAUCCGACUUGUUUGUGGAGUUAAACGAAUAUUGUAAGAAUGGGUGGCAUGUGGGUUGGGCCGGGUUUAAGCAUACCUAUUUUGAGAGCCCAUGGGCCUCAAUUUCGGCAUUUGCGGCUUUUAUGUUGCUCUCUCUUGCGGCUCUCCAAACCUUUUACACCGUUUUCCCCUACUAUCACAAUAAAAAAUGA
Messenger RNA from Helianthus annuus (common sunflower), 1329 nucleotides. Its product is annotated as UPF0481 protein At3g47200-like. The record is from RefSeq and is a predicted model, not a curated record. Bases 1 to 1329 code for a protein of 442 amino acids. NCBI's taxonomy places the organism in Eukaryota, Viridiplantae, Streptophyta, Magnoliopsida, Asterales, Asteraceae. The transcript has a single exon.